CCGCCCACAUGGAGGCGGGGCUAACAGAGAGUCCCACCUACAAAAAGGCGGGGCGCCGCGGGAAGUUCCGCCCACUAGGAGGCGGGGCCUGCGGCGCGCGGGAAGAAGCGCAAGCGGCGGCGGGAUCUGGCGGUGCAGUCCCCUGACCGUGUCGUCCCCUGACCGUGUCCCUGCAGGCUCGGCAGGAUGAAAGUCAUUACUUGCGAAAUCGCCUGGCACAACAAGGAGCCGGUGUACAGCCUGGACUUCCAGCAUGGCGCGGCUGGCAGGAUCCACAGACUGGCGUCGGCGGGCGUGGACACCGCGGUUCGGAUCUGGAAGGUGGAAAAAGGACCCGAUGGAAAGGCCAUUGUUGAAUUUUUGUCCAAUCUUGCUCGCCAUACCAAAGCUGUCAAUGUCGUGCGUUUUUCUCCAAAUGGGGAAAUUUUAGCGUCAGGAGGAGAUGAUGCUGUCAUUCUGUUGUGGAAGGUGAACGACAACAAGGAGCCAGAACAGAUCGCUUUUCAGGACGAGGAUGAGGCUCAGCUGAAUAAGGAGAAUUGGACUGUCGUAAAAACCCUGCGGGGCCACUUAGAAGAUGUGUAUGAUAUUUGCUGGGCAGCCGACGGGAAUUUGAUGGCUUCUGCCUCUGUGGAUAACACGGCCAUCAUAUGGGACGUCAGUAAAGGACAAAAGCUCUCCAUCUUUAAUGAACAUAAAAGUUAUGUCCAAGGAGUAACCUGGGACCCCUUGGGUCAGUAUAUUGCUACCCUGAGCUGUGACAGGGUCCUGAGGGUGUACAGCACCCAGAAGAAACGUGUGGCUUUUAAUGUCUCAAAAAUGCUGUCUGGCAUAGGGUCCGAAGGAGAGGCAAGAAGUUACCGGAUGUUUCAUGAUGACAGCAUGAAGUCAUUCUUUCGUAGACUUAGUUUUACUCCUGAUGGAUCUUUGCUCCUCACACCAGCUGGAUGUGUGGAAUCUGGCGAAAACGUGACAAAUACAACUUAUGUUUUCUCCAGGAAAAAUCUUAAAAGGCCUAUCGCUCAUCUGCCCUGUCCUGGCAAAGCGACGCUUGCUGUCCGCUGCUGUCCCGUCUACUUUGAGUUGAGGCCCGUGGUGGAAACAGCAGGCGGACCCUCGCCGGAGCCGGCCGCGGAGCUGGUGCGCCUGCCCUACCGCCUGGUGUUCGCCGUGGCGUCGGAAGACUCGGUGCUCUUGUACGACACCCAGCAGCCCUUCCCGUUCGGCUACGUGUCUCACAUACACUACCACACGCUGAGUGACGUGUCCUGGUCCAGCGACGGGGCCUUCCUGGCCAUUUCUUCCACGGACGGCUACUGUUCAUUUGUGACGUUUGAGAAGGAUGAACUUGGAAUACCUUUGAAAGAGAAGCCGGUUCUAAGUGUGAGAACUCCUGACACAGCAAAGAAAACGAAGAAUCAGCCAUACCAGGGAUCUUCGCCGGGACCCAGGCUGGCCGAGGGGACCCCUACUGGCAGAAUCCAAGACCCCAGCAGUCCUUGCACACCCCCACCUCAGGCGAGACCAUCUCCAACCCCAGUGGCCCCUUCCGAGGAGAAGGCGGCCCUGCAGCCUAGCACUCAAAACCCGAGAGCACCCCCGUCCCGGAGGGUCACCCUGAAUACACUGCAGGCCUGGAGCAAGACAACACCCCGGAGGAUUAACUUAAUACCUUUAAAGACCAAUACUUCACCGAAUUCUGCACCAACCAGUGUGAUUUCCACGGAGGAAGGUCAGCCAGAGAUGCCCAGAGACCCGCAGGGCAGUCCUCCGGAGCUCAAGCGGCCUCGACUUGGUGAACACGAAGCAAGUACCCAAGGUCUGGACCCUUGAUGAGACCUGUCUGAGGUGCUUGAGGGUGGCCAGGUCUGGGGGCCCCCGUGUGCCCAGAGCGGGGAGCUGGGCCUGAGACACCGGAGGCCAGUGGCAUUAGGUGGAGCCUGGUGGACACUCGAGAAUUGAUUUCUGUAGCAGAAGAUACACAUGGAGCAGUGUUUCCGCAGAACUAUGUUUGCUCUUGUAUUCGAUACGUUUUUACCUCGGAGAUGCGAACGUUUUAAUAGACUGAAUCCUCUUUUUGAUGAGAUUCUGAAACCGGGGCAGUUCAGGGUUACCUGGCGUGCGACCGUGAAUCCUCCCUCGAAAAUACAUGAAAAUAGAGACACGAUGCGAGCGGACUCCUCCUAAAACCGGAAUCAGAAAGAGGAGAAAGGUAUUUGAGAAGGUUUAUUCUGUCGAACUGACCUGAAUAGUUGAUUUUUAGGAAUUAGUUUGCUUUCUGAUUCUAAAGGUAAUAACACUUGUUCUGGAAAGUUAGGAAGCGAGAAUAAAGUAGGAAAACCAGGUCAGGGAUGAGACUCCGUUAACAUCAGAAGCAGCCUGGUUGCUGUUCAGGCAUAUUUCUUUUCUUUUUUUUUCCCCCCUUAGGGAGAGAAUUGAGAUUUCACUAGCUACAGCUUGGUAUCCAAAUAGUUUAACGUUUCAGAUUGAUUUUUCAGAGUAAAAGAACUUUCCUUAGCCA
Ailuropoda melanoleuca (giant panda) is the source of this 2521-nucleotide messenger RNA. It is a transcript of the gene CHAF1B, whose product is annotated as chromatin assembly factor 1 subunit B. Gene Ontology annotation, biological process: DNA replication-dependent chromatin assembly; nucleosome assembly. The record is from RefSeq and is a predicted model, not a curated record. Gene Ontology annotation, molecular function: protein binding. The coding region runs from base 187 to 1833 and encodes 548 amino acids. The transcript has 14 exons. NCBI's taxonomy places the organism in Eukaryota, Metazoa, Chordata, Mammalia, Carnivora, Ursidae. Gene Ontology annotation, cellular component: CAF-1 complex; nucleus.